GUACUAUGUACGCAUAUUCACUAAGUCGUAAUGGUGAAUAUGAUUUGUGUAAACAAUGGCGCUUCUUAACAACUGUGUGGCGUCAAGACGUUGGACCUUAUUUUACGGUGAAACAGCAAAGUAAGAUAGAAGGACCUUGAGAUGAUCUUCGCAAAUAAGUUCAAAAAUGCUGUUUUGAAACAAAUCUCACACUUUUAACGAGACUCUCAAGCGACAAGAAGAAUAUAGGGACUCUGUAAGUCAGCAGUAGAUGGCGGUAAUGCUUCACUUGGUGCAUCCGACAUUAAAACGACGAAGAAGAAAGUCUUCCAGGAAGUCAAAGCCGAUGGAUGAAACAGAUGCAUAGCGUGUGUUAAUAAGCGAUACUAAUAUGAAGUUUUUGCUCUUAAUGAUAUCCAGUUUAAAGCUGACCUAGCCUGAAGAAAUGCCUUUGUUCAUUCAAAAUAAACCGGUUGACCGCAUAAGAUCGACAGCGGAAUUGUUCGACAAAAAUCCACAAUUACAGGAAAAUGCGAGAACAUUUCGCUCUAAGCCGCGUGUUGAUGUCGAUCCAAAGUGCCUCCUUUAUGUCCAACAGAGGGAGUUUGCUGCAACAACACCAGCAGACAAUUAUGUUUCAGUCAUUGGAUCCGAUGAUGCCACCACCUGCCAUUUGGUCGUGCUGCGGCACACUGGAAGUGGAGCUGUUUGCCUCGCUCACUGCGACGGUUCCAACACUUGGUCUGAAGUGCCACUCCUCGUGAAAACGGUCACGUCACUGAGUGAUGCCUGUAAGGAGGGCAGACUUGAGCUCCAUCUUGUCGGGGGAUUUAACGACGACUCAAAAACAUCCCAUAAACUCAGCCUUAAUAUACUGGCAGCGUUCCAGGUACACAAGGAAGAUAUUCAUCUGGAAACAUGCUGUGUCACAGAAAUGAAUGACGUGGUUGUUAAUGGAACUCACAGACCUGUAGUGUAUGGAAUUGGCGUAAACAUUAAAAUGGGGGAUGUGUUCCCUGCCUCGUUCCCUCAUAAAGGGCCUGCGGAGGAGCUGAGGUCAGCACGGACCUUCACUGGAGGAGAGAUGACUGGCAUAUAUGACUCAAGUCGGGGACUUGUUAAAAUUGGCCCAUGCAAAUGGUCUGAGAAUCUAGAUCUUGCCUUUUGGUUGUCACAGAAUGACGACACAAUUUUAAAGUACCUGUCCACCUCUCCAAGGGCUGAGCCGCCACACUUUGUCCAGCACAUGAAGUCCACCAUUCAGUUCCUUUUAGACCACCCGAACUCUGAAAGCCUGUUCCCAGGGGGUCAACCGCAGCUCUACCACAGAACGGAGAUGGGGGACUGGGAGAGGGUUGUCCAGUAAUAGAGUCUGACUCUUGUCUCUCACUGAACAUUAACCUGGUAGCUGUUUUUGCCUCUCAGCUCAGUGGGAUGCACUGUGACCUUUUCAUCCAAUUUCUGUUCUUUGUUUAUUGUGUCUUACCAUGGAGCUUACCUUCACCUUGAACAUACAUCUGUUGAGUAGAUCUCCUGGCUCAUCUGGCUGGACCAGUGGAAUGAGUCGAGGCAGUGUGUUUGUUCAUGCCUCUUACAGCUUUUCCCAAUCUCAGGACUUCGUAUGAAGUCUGUCGUAUUGCAGCUAGUUGAGGAUGAUGUCCCGCUGCUUCUCUAUUUUGAUUUAUAAAGGAAAUAAUUAACAGUUUUGUCUCACUAGGUGUUCAAGUGCUGAACCUUUCCUGGUCAUGGGUUCAGUUUAUGUUUGGCACAGUGACACAGUCAGUUGUUUCAAGCUCUGAUUGAUUUUCUCCUCAGCCAAAGUCAGAAAACAGUGUACAUACAUCAAUAUAGAAACUAGGGUUUAAUUCCGGGAUCCGGGAUUCCCGGGAAAUGCGAUCAGAACCAUUUCCCGUUUCCCGGGAAACGUUAGACGGGAAACCGGGAAAAAAGUCGCGCGCGUCGAUUUGACUUUCAGAAAG
Molecule: messenger RNA, 1958 nt
Organism: Archocentrus centrarchus (flier cichlid)
Lineage: Eukaryota; Metazoa; Chordata; Actinopteri; Cichliformes; Cichlidae
Gene: ntan1
Product: N-terminal asparagine amidase
Exons: 10
Coding region: 425-1345 (306 amino acids)
Biological process (GO): ubiquitin-dependent protein catabolic process
Cellular component (GO): nucleus
Molecular function (GO): protein-N-terminal asparagine amidohydrolase activity
Source: RefSeq, a predicted model, not a curated record